AUGUACGAAACAUCAAAACUUGCACAAAUUACAAAUGAGAUGAAACGCCACAAGAUACAGAUCCUAGGAAUCAGCGAAGCACGCUGGACCGGUUCGGGAAAAAUCAAAACAAAUGACGGAUAUACGGUAAUUUUCUCAGGUCAUGAGAACAUUCAUUUAUACGGGGUUGCUGUUAUAAUUGACAAAGAAAUCUCAAAUGAAGAUUGCAAAGAUGACUGGUAUGAUCAACUACAAAUGGCAAUCUCCAAAGUACAACAUGACAUGCUUCUUAUCAUGGGUGACAUAAAUGCAAAAGUUGGAUUAGACUAUAGUAAUUUUGAAAGAACAAUGGGCAAACAUGGAUGUGGGGAGAGAAACAACAAUGGAGAUAGACUUGUUGAAAUCUGUGCAAACAACAACCUUGUCAUAGGAGGAACAUUAUUUCCUCACAAGUCAAUUCACAAACACACUUCGGUAUCCCCAGAUAAACGUACCACAAAUCAAAUUGACCACAUAAUCAUCAAUGGAAAAUGGCGCAGAUCACUUCAAGAUGUCAGAGUGUUCUGUGGAGCUGAUGCUGGUAGUGACCAUUAUCUUGUCAUAUGUUCUGUUAUGUUAAAGCUACAUAGGGUUACGCAAUCAAAUUCCAGAAGCAGAAAAUUAGAUAUUGCUAAAUUAAAAUUGGAAGAUACAACAAAUAUGUUCACAAUACAGUUAAGAAAUCGAUUUAGUACCUUACAAGAUGAGUUACUAGAUGAUAACGACCCAAUCACCAAGUCUGCUAGGCUCAAAGAAAGAUUCACGAAAACAUACAAAUCAAAGGACAAAGAUGUGAAGAGAAGUGCCAGAAAGGAUAAGAGACACUAUGUUGAAACUCUUGCUGAUAGAGCUGAGGAAGCAGCAGCAAUGGGGAAUAUGAAUGAAGUAUAUAAAAUCACCAAACAGUUGAGCAACAAAUACAAAACUAACCCGACCCCAGCUAUAAACGAUUUAAAUAUUGACACAACCUCACCAUCCAUUGAAGAAAUAAAAUCUGCAAUUAAAGCAGUGAAAAAUGGGAAGGCAUGCGGAAACAAUUCAAUCCAUGCCGAAAUGCUCAAAGCAGAAGUUGACCUGUCUUCAAGAAUCAUAUACAACUUAUUUGAAAAAAUCUGGUCUGACGGUAUUAUGCCUGAAGACUGGUCUAAAGGAUUUUGA
Anneissia japonica is the source of this 1176-nucleotide messenger RNA. Its product is annotated as craniofacial development protein 2-like. Gene Ontology annotation, biological process: chromatin remodeling. Gene Ontology annotation, molecular function: catalytic activity. The record is from RefSeq and is a predicted model, not a curated record. Gene Ontology annotation, cellular component: nucleus. Lineage: Eukaryota; Metazoa; Echinodermata; Crinoidea; Comatulida; Comatulidae. Bases 1 to 1176 code for a protein of 391 amino acids. The transcript is spliced from 3 exons.